Molecule: messenger RNA, 2017 nt
Organism: Propithecus coquereli (Coquerel's sifaka)
Lineage: Eukaryota; Metazoa; Chordata; Mammalia; Primates; Indriidae
Gene: WIPF1
Product: WAS/WASL interacting protein family, member 1
Exons: 8
Coding region: 127-1656 (509 amino acids)
Molecular function (GO): actin binding
Source: RefSeq, a predicted model, not a curated record
GUCACAUGCAACAUUUACAGGAAGCUGGCUAGAAGAUAGCAGGGGAACUUGAGAACUUGGUCGUUUUCUGCCGAUUAAAACAACACAGAUUUAUCAGCAAGACUGUUGAAAGUGUAACAGUCCAAGAUGCCUGUCCCUCCCCCUCCGGCUCCCCCACCGCCCCCUACAUUUGCACUGGCUAAUACAGAGAAGCCUACCUUGAAUAAGACAGAGCAGGCUGGGAGAAAUGCUCUUCUCUCUGAUAUCAGCAAAGGGAAGAAACUGAAGAAGACAGUCACCAAUGACAGAAGUGCACCAAUAUUGGACAAACCUAAAGGAGCUGGUGCUGGUGGUGGCGGCGGUGGCUUUGGUGGAGGAGGCGGAUUUGGCGGAGGAGGUGGCAGCUCCAGCGGCGGCAGUGGCGGUGGUGGUGGAAGUUUUGGAGGAGGCGGACCUCCGGGUUUGGGAGGACUGUUCCAGGCCGGAAUGCCAAAGCUGAGAUCCACGGCCAACAGGGAUAAUGAUUCCGGAGGAAGCCGACCACCAGUUUUGCCACCGGGAGGAAGAGCCAUGUCUGCCAAACCUUUUUCACCCCCAGGUGGCCCCGGGAGGUUUCCUGUGCCUUCUCCAGGCCACAGAAGUGGUCCCCCAGAGCCUCAGAGGAACCGAAUGCCUCCCCCGAGGCCCGACGUGGGCUCCAAGCCCGAUAGCAUCCCCCCUCCAGUGCCUAACACGCCAAGACCCAGCCAAUCAAGUCUGCACAACCGGGGGUCCCCACCAGUGCCUGGGGCCCCCAGGCAGCCCAGCCCUGGGCCUACUCCUCCCCCUUUCCCGGGAAACCGAGGUGCUGCUUUCGGAGGAGGCUCCAUCCGUCAGACGCCCUCGGGCUCCUCCUCGCCCUUCUCCAACCGGCCCCCCCUGCCCCCUACCCCCAGCAGGGCCGCGGAUGACAAGCCUCCUCCACCGCCGCCUCCGAUGGGCAACAGGCCCUCCAUCCACAGGGAAGCGGUUCCGCCUCCUCCCCCCCAGAACAACAAGCCUCCAGUGCCUUCCACCCCACGGCCUUCCUCCUCCUCGCAGGCCCCCCCUCCUCCGCCACCACCGAGCAGGCCCGGCCCGCCUCCCCUGCCUCCGGGUUCCGGUGGCGGUGACGAAAUCCCAAGGCUCCCACAGCGGAAUCUGUCCCUCACUUCGUCUGCACCGCCCGUACCUUCGCCGGGACGCUCCGGUCCUCUUCCUCCCCCGCCCAGUGAGAGGCCCCCUCCUCCGGUGAGGGACCCACCGGGCAGAUCAGGCCCCCUCCCACCGCCUCCUCCAAUAAGCAGAAAUGGCAGCACGUCUAGGGCCCUGCCUGCCACCCCGCAGUUGCCAUCCAGGAGUGGAGUGGAUAGUCCCAGGAGUGGACCCAGGCCUCCCCUUCCUCCCGACAGGCCUGGUGCUGGGGCACCUCCCCCACCUCCACCGGCAACAUCAAUUAGAAAUGGCUUCCAAGACUCUCCCUGUGAAGAUGAGUGGGAAAACAGAUUCUACUUCCAUCCGAUUUCUGAUUUGCCACCUCCAGAGCCAUAUGUACCAACGGCCAAAAGUUACCCCAGUAAAUUGGCAAGAAAUGAAAGCCGCAGUGGAUCCAACCGAAGAGAAAGGGGUGCCCCGCCACUUCCUCCCAUCCCGAGGUGAUCUCUGCCUGCUCUUCUCUGCACAAGCUCCAGAGCUGCUCCCAUCGUUGCUAUCCGAGAAUCGCACACCCUCCACCCCCUUUCUUCAUAUUGGCAGAAGGGAGGAGUGGGGGUGAGUGGGAAUAUGCGUGUGCAGGGGUGGGAAUCCAGUAGAGAAAUGCACCUAGCUUUUUAUAUUGUGUAUAUUCCGAGAGCAAUUGCUUGCUUCAGCUACAGCCUGCCUGUGCUGGCUGCUGGGGGAUUGAUAGGCUUUUGUGGCAAGGAGGCGGAGAUGAAUUGUAUCCCAGCUUUCAACCAACCAAAUUGGAACAUUCACUGCUUAUUUGCUGCAGACUGCAAUUAUUAAAAUUCCUGAGAGCUGU